AUGCGAUCAAGAGAACGUCUGCUGUCGUUUUUUUGCGUUAUCGCGCUCACAACUCAUGUACACUCUGCGAUAGAGUGUAAAAUCGACCCUCAACAGAACGCGAAAAAUGCAGAAAAAGAUAAGUUUCUUGAUGUUCACAACCAAUUGAGGCAGAGUAUUGUAGAAGGCGCACCAUUUCAAAGCUUGGGAACUGUGCCUACAGGAUCGAAGAUGUACUCUUUGUCAUAUAGCUGCCGGAUGGAAUACGAUCUUCAAGCUGAACUGGACAAAUGCACUGGAAAAAUCACUAAUUUCAAAGGAUUUGCUCAAAAUUUAGCUAUAGUCUACAGCGGAGGAGGGAACAUCGAUCCAACACAAAAAAUUGAUGAAGCUUUGAAUUCGUGGAUAAACGCCGGUCGCAUAUAUGGGAUACAAAAUUCGGAAAACGUUUACAGUGACCCUCGGAUGUAUACAUUUGCUAACAUGGCAUACGCAAAAACUUUGAGGAUUGGAUGCGCAUACGCGAAAUGUGCCAACGAUAUGGAAGCUCACAUAUCAUGCGUAUAUAACCUCGUAGGCGCCUAUGGAAACAACACCAUCUACGAAAAGGGAUCGAAGUGCACGAACGACAAGGACUGCACAACUUAUCCAGGCUCAACCUGCAAGAAACAGACUGGGCUGUGUAUGUAUAAAGGAACGCCACCGGCUCCAGGCGGUGGAACUAACACAAUGUGUCAAGGCAAUAAAGGUAUGACCGAUGAAGGAAGAAAGAAAAUUCUAGAAGCUCACAAUACUCGAAGAAGUCUUCUUGCAAGGGGUUUGGUACAAAAUGGCAAGAGUACAAGUAAAUUGCCUACAUCAUUGUUUAUGCCAAAGAUGAUUUAUAACUGCGAGACCGAGGCUUCGGCGAUCGAAUACGCGAACGGUUGCUCAUUCAAGAAAUCGGACGAGAACACUCGACCAGGGUACGGAGAAAACGUAUACGUCUACCCAAUGCCGAACGCAGAUCCAGUACCUGCUUUUGAAGAAGCAGCCACGAGCUGGUGGGAUCAGAUCACCAAAGAAACAAUUGAUCGGCAAGUGACCUACACUUUAAAUCUGAAGAACAAAGAAAUCGAUCAAUCAGCUUUUACUCAGAUGGCAUGGGCAAGUAGUGUGAGGCUCGGUUGUGCGAUACAGACAUGCCACGAUAAAUCCUUCAUCGUGUGUCGAUAUAGUCCAGCAGGAAAUCUUCUCAAGGAGCAGAUAUAUAAGCCAGGAGCAGUAUGCAGAGGAUGCCAAGCAGCCUGUAAAACAUCUGACGGACUGUGUGAUAUUUUCUGA
Molecule: messenger RNA, 1302 nt
Organism: Necator americanus (New World hookworm)
Lineage: Eukaryota; Metazoa; Nematoda; Chromadorea; Rhabditida; Ancylostomatidae
Exons: 13
Coding region: 1-1302 (433 amino acids)
Cellular component (GO): extracellular region
Source: RefSeq, a predicted model, not a curated record